This is a messenger RNA of Coregonus clupeaformis (lake whitefish), 12047 nucleotides long. RefSeq names its product BAH domain and coiled-coil containing 1b (gene bahcc1b). NCBI's taxonomy places the organism in Eukaryota, Metazoa, Chordata, Actinopteri, Salmoniformes, Salmonidae. Bases 937 to 9477 code for a protein of 2846 amino acids. The transcript has 23 exons. The record is from RefSeq and is a predicted model, not a curated record. Gene Ontology annotation, molecular function: chromatin binding.
GUUUUUACAUCCCGAGUUAUUUAGUCUAUUAGAAUCCAAUUUGAAUUCCUCCUGCAUUUCUGUUGUUCUUUAAUGACCUUUUAGUCUACUUAUUUUCUAUUAUAUUUAGCAAAUUUUACAAACAUAUAUUUGUAGGCAUGAUUUAUAAAUAUGAUAUUCAGGUGUGUUAUUAAGCAAGUUAUAAAUACAUUCAAUAGGCUUGAUUAAACUGACCAUCAAAACCUUUUGCCUAUUUCUGGUGACACAAGUAAGGCCUAAGUGUGAAGCUAUAUAUAUAAAAAAAACGUUAUUGUAAAAUAAUACAAAAAAAACUGCCAAUGUUAUCCAACAUAAAAGUAUUGUUUUAACCUAGUUUGGUGAUUGACGUGUAGGCCUAGUUAAUGUGAUCACUAAAUAUUCAGUUGACUUUCUAAUGAUCAAAAGGGUAAUAUUUUCGGCUGUUCACUCACAGUUCUGUGCUGCCUGACUCUGGAAAGAGCUUGAAUCAAACGCCCGCCGUUUUGUUUAGCGAAUCCAGCAGCUUCGCCAUUGGUUCACGGCAUCAUCCAAUUGGAGACUCUGUUUAUCACGGGGCGCGCCUCACGGGCACGCUUCUCAUUGUGUUUACCAAACCAAGGGACGAGCGCGUUCCCCUACUGGCCCUCCUUCGCGCGUAGUUGUGGCACUAGCGGAUACAGUGGGAGAGUUUCUGUGUGGAUGUGCGAGCUUCGAUUCACUAGAAGCCUGAACUUCUACGAUGCAUCUCUAUACCUCAACUGCACAAUACAAUCUGCAGACUAGGAUGUAACUAUUUCCACGUUUUUAUUUUUGUACGCCGCUUUUUUUCAUUUGUAUGUUUUCGUACUAUUUUUUAAAUCAUUAAUUGUUAUGCAAGGAAUAACUUACCAAACAUGAACGGGACAUACUUUUUGGUCGGCAAGGCAAAAACUCGACUGAAUGCAAGACGACCUAUCCGAAGUUCAUAAAAGGGAUUAUUGCAUCUGGGCAGCGUUCGAUGCUUCUGGUUUUUCCUCUGGAUUGGGGGAUUUAUCGCUUCUCGACAGAAUGGAAAGCCGGGAUUUCGCUCCUCCACACCACCUCUUGACAGAGCGGGGCGCGUUGGUUCACCAUGCCGCCUCUCGGAUAGCUCCUGGCGGCCACAGCACGGUGCAGCACCCCGCUCAUUUCCAGCCCGGAAAAUACUAUUCCUCUCACAUCUCCAUGGCCCCACAUUCAGGUGCAUCGUUCAUGGGCUCAUUCCUGGCCAGCAGUUUGGGCUCUCCCCAGUCUCACCCAUCCGGCCCCCCUGCCUCCCCUUCCUCCCCCUCCUACAGGGGAGGACCUCACUCCAGCGCCUCUCCCAUCUGGUUCCCCCACUCACAUGAAGGGUAUCCCCGUUAUUCAGGAGGUCUGACCUCCCCCUUUCUUCCCAUGAGCCACUUGGAUCACCAUAGCAACAGCAGCGUUCUCUACGGACAGCACCGAUUCUACGACACUCAGAAAGAUCAUUUCUAUCUGAGAAGUCUGCCGUCCCAGCCCCCUCUUCUCUCAACCAAUCACAGCCUUCCGACACUGUCUAGGACUGCCCCCGGACAUCCUCUGGGGUCCUGCAGCAGAGAAACAGACUCUGGGGAAGGAGGAGGGGGAGGGGGACCCCAAAAGAGCUCCAAGGAACCGGGGAUGAUGGAAAAGAGUGUGUCGAAAGAGAAAGAGAGAUCCAGCAGCAAAGAGAGACCCCAGGAGAGCAAAGAGAGACAUCAUCAUCCCAACCAUCAACAUCAGCCUCAUUCGCUUUCUCACCCCCACUUCCUCCCCACUCACAUUGGUGAGGAGGACCACAGACACAAAACCCCCAACCUGCCCACGGAAUACAGGGACGACCCCGCAAAGCACGGAAACGACCCCUUAAACCAGGGCUCCAAACACAUGACUAACUGUGCUCAACUUAGUAAACUAUCCAAUGGUGACUCUGGGUCUGGGUCCAAGGGCGGGUCCCUGAACAGCUGUGGAGGUGGAGGUGAAGGGGGUAGCAGACCCCAGGGGAGUGGUAGUGGGGGGGCGAGACGAUGCUCCAAGGAAGGUGGUGUGAGUGGGGAGAUGAGGAUAAGUGAAACUCUUCCCUCCUCCUCGUCAGACUGUCUGCGUCGAGCAGCCAUGAUGGGACCCCACAACCCCCAUGCCAUGGCUUCCUACUCCAUGCCGCCCCCGCCCCUUCCUCCACCACUACAUAUGGGGCCUGCUGUGGGAGGGGGCUGGCUGCACCAUCCUCACCACCCCCAUCACCCCCACCCUGAGUUCUACUGCCCCCCUCCCCCCCUCACCCUCACCCCCCCUAAAGACAGAGGAUCAGGGAGGGAGGCGAAAGUCUCUGGCCCAACGUACGUCCCCUCAGUCGGGCCUUUUGGGGACAUGGGGUCCCCUGACUGCCGUGGUGCUGGAGGAGGAGUAGGUGGAAGCGGAGCUAAGGAUGUAAAAGGGGCAGAGAAGAGCGGAGGAGGAGGAAGAGGAGGAGGCUCUAGUGAAAGUCUUCAUUCUCUUCUUCAUCCUCAUCAUCCUCAGUCUAGUAACUGCCAGAGGAAGCUGUCGUCCCAGACGCAGCAGCCCCAGCCCCAUCAACAGCAGCUGGGCUACGGCAAGGCAGACAAGCCCCCAGACUGGAACCAGAACCACAAAUACAACCACCACAGCCAGAACUACCAGCCCAACUCCCAGUCUCAACCUCAGCCCCAUAACCCUAACCCCCAGUCCCACCACCCUAACCCCCAGCCCGGGCCUCGCACCUGCAGCCUAGAGGCCUCUUCCUCCAGGGGAGACUUGGAGGUCCUAGAGGUCUACCGGCCCUCCCUGCCUCUUGAAGCCCAGAGCGCUUACCCCGGGGCUGGGCACCACGCCACCAAGACUGGGCCCUACGCCAGCACCCCGCCCUUCCGGGACUGUUCCCACUCAGCUCCUCCUGAGGGAAAGGGGGGGUCGGGGGGGAGUGCCCAAAGAAAGGGGCAGAAGGUUGCUAGGAUAAGGCACCAGCAGCACAGUAGUCAUGGCAGCGGGUCGGGUUCUGAUGGAUCAGGCACUGAGAGGGGGAGAGAGGGGGGGAGGCAGAGCCAAAAUCAGAAUGGUGAGGGUGGUGUUGUCAUGGGGUACGGGGGUCAAACGCCCUCCACACUGCACCCCUGGGGGGUACUGAGAGGUCCCCAAGAGGACGAGAGGAGGAUGUCCCCCCACACAGAGUCCUACCCCGAUAACAGGACUCAAAACCACCAUGACCAACAGCAGUCUAUGACAGCACCUCACCCCUCUCACCCCCACUCUCACCACUCCUCCCACUCCUCCCCCCACCUAGAGGGAGAGAGCAGCGCCAUGAAGAACCUAAUGAACUACAGUUCCCAGCAGCCUUUGCUGCUCUCCCAGAGGAGUCCCUUCGGGGGGCUGGGCUGCCUGAAACAAGGGGGCGAGAGGGGAGUGAAAGGGGGUAGACCCAGCGCCCCUCAGGACCCCCCCAAACAGCCCCUACCCCCUAGGAGAGGGUCCACCAGCGAGGGGGAAAGGAUGGAUGGAGGGGGAAGAGGGGAGAGGGAGACGGGGGAGACACACGGGGAGGGGGAGGUGCGACAGCCCCCUGUGGGUAUAGCUGUGGCGGUCGCCCGGCAGAGAGAGCCCCUCCAACGCCCCUCUGACACCCUCCCAGGACACAGCCGACAGGGCAGGGUGUUGCCCAGCAUCAAAGGUGUUUCUCGCUCUGUGUACCCGCUGGGCCGGGAGGCAGAAGAGAGGAAAAGGAUGACCGAGGAGCAGCUGAGCCUUCAUCACCUCGACCGAGACAGAGAACUCCUCAUCAGGGAAAACAAGGAGAGAGGGGAGUUUGCCAGGAUCCACCCAUCCAGCAGUUGCCAUGGUGACCUGACCUCUCACCUUCUGGUGCCCGGCAGGGCCAGCCAAUUAGGUGGAGACCCUUCUGCUCAUGCCCACCACCAUUGGAUGCAGCGGACUGGAAGUCCCUCCCUUUGGAUGGGCCAUUCAUAUGGUCUGAGCCAUGCGGCGCUGCACCAGAGUAUGGGCCCAGGGUUUGGCCCUGGCCUGCCCAGCCCCCUGCAGCCUGUGCUGCCUCUGUCCCAGGACCCCUCUGGCUCCCUGGUGGUCCUGCCCUCGGAGCCUGGAGCACACCACCACCUGGAUGUGAUGGACCAGUCAGCUUUGUGGCCCUCGGUCUAUGGAGCACGGGGCCCCUCCCCCCACAUGCAGCAUCACGCUGUUUACUCCCGUUCGCCGUUCCUACGGCAACAGGAGCUCUACGCCCUGCAGCAUCAGCACCACCAGCAACAACACAGGGCCAUGGAGCACAUGCACCGACAACACACACUCUCACAGAGGAAGGCAGAGGACACCACUAUCACCAUUGACGACCCUCCUCUCCACGAGACUUCGAGAACCUCCCGUGCUGCUAAGCCCUUCUCCCAUACCGCUCCCUCCAAGACCACCACUCCCUCCCAGGGUGUGUGUCCCAGCAGCCGCCAAUCACCCUGCUGUAACUCCCCUUCCAGGAGACCACACCCCCAUAACCGUUUAAACCCCGCCCCCAGCCCUGUGGCUGCAGCCCCGAGAUCCCCAGCUCUAAGCCCCGCCCCCUCACACCUGUUGAAAGGAGUGGAAAGAGGGGAAAGAGGAGAGGGGCAGCCUCCUCAGGAUUACCCACAAUCCUUAGAGCCAGAUCUUCCGCCAGGUUACACCUAUCCAGAAAUUGCCAUGGGUUACAAGGCUGGUCCUUCCCCAGAGGAGGCCCGAUUGGCUGAACAUGCUGAUCUGGAGGUGGAGCCAGCUGAACCCUGUCCUAAGCCCCACCCACACACCGUGAAUAUUUUGGAGGAUGAGGAGGUGAAAACGGAGAAGAAGGAGAACGGGUGUAAAGUUGUAGAAAGGGAACGAGAAGGAGCAGAGGUGGAGGGGCAAGCAGUAUCUGAGCCCCCACUAUUUGGCAGUGGAGUGAAGACUCCUGAAAUGGUGUCUUGUCCUGCCCAAGUUUCAACCUCAGCCUCAUCCCCAGUCACACUUCCAGCUCCAUCUCUAGCCCCAGUCUCUGCUUCUGAGGAUGCCCAGAAAGGAGAGGUCUCUGUGGGCAGCCUGGCCCAGCCAGCUGGCUUGAAGGACCCACAACCAGCACAGGCGAAGAAAGAUGAGGAGAAAGAGGAAAGUUCAGCAGAGUUGAAAAAUAACCACCUACCAGAUUGUACUUUUUCCCUGCCUCUUGAGCUAACUGGACAUGGGGAGAAGGAGGAGAGAGAGAAGGGUGAGGAGGUGGAGGAGAAGAAGGAGGAGGAGGGAGGUAGGAUGAGUACGAGUGAAGCCUCUGUGGAGUUACUAAGCAGACCCUGGCCCUCUCCAGCCCCAACACCAACCGCAGCCGCAGCCUCCACCCUCACCCUCAGUGAUGAUCCCUGCAUCUGGAGUCUGGAGCUUCUUAUUGCCGCAGCAUUGUGUGCCACCCGGGAUGCCCGCUACCCCCCUGUGCCCCCCUCCAACACACCCCUGCCCGCCCCGUGCCCACUCCCACACCGAGGCAUGGAGAUACUGGGAGAGUUGGCUGAGCUGGGGAUACUGCAGAGGAACAGGGAGAAGGAGAGAGAGACAGGAAGUGAGGAUGUUUUGACCUUUGACCUGCUUAGCCUGGCGACACUGGCUGCGGCCCGCAGUCUGGAGCUGGGGGGAGGAGCUACAGGGAGGGGGGAGGUGCAGCACUGUACCGUCAGAAGGACCCUCAACCUGCGACAGAAAUGUAGCUGGAUGCCUCGCCACGAGCCGGUGUGUCCGGUGAAGGGUGCCAUGGAGAUGAUGGAUGAGGCGGAGCUAGCGAUGCGAGUGCAGCUAGCGGAGAUCCAGAGACGUUACAAAGAGAAACAGAGAGAGUUAGCCAAGCUGCAGAGAAAACAUGACCACCAGAAAGCAGAGACCUCUCACAGCCCUGUUCGCAGAGGGCCUGGUCGCCCCCGGAAACGCAAGUCUACCCCCGGUCCCAGCGGCUCAGAUGGCCCCAAGAGACUCAGGGCGGCGGAUGUGGAAGCAGAAGGGGGCGGAGAGAAGCGGAGGAAGAGGAUGACCAAUCAUGGCUUCCUCAAGAGGAGGAGAGGUCGUCCCAGCCUGAGCUCCAGACUAGCACGGAGGGUGACCCAGUUGAAGCAGAAAGCUGUGGCCCAGAGAGGUGCACCGUCAGGGGGCAUGCACCGCCGCAGAGGGGACCCUAGACCUGUAGCCCACGCAAACUGCAGAGAGAGUGACACAGCAGCCAAUACAUCCAGUACCCAGCAGGACUGGGUGCCCAAUCAGGUGGUGAGGAGGAGGAGGAGAGGUCGGCCAAAGGUCAAACUGAGCGGACCAUCGACCAGAGUCCUCCGCAGAGUGGGCAGGGCCUCUGUGAACCAGGAAGUGAACGAGGGGAAGAGCAACAGCGAGACCUCCGGCCAGGAGGAGGAAGAGGAGGGGGGCUAUGAAAGCGACAAAGGAACCAAUGACGUCAAGACGACGACACCAUCCUCCAAAGACACGACAAUAAACACUGCUGCGAUUGGCCCAGUCACUAAGCUUCAAGCCAAUCAGAAAGCCAGGAGCAAGAAGGAGAGGCAAGGUGAUGAUGCGAGCAUGCCCAGUGCGGAGCUGAGGAUGAGAGGAGCCCCCUGCAGGCCGCGCCCUGCUUCUGCAGACCAUAGAUACCCAGAGCUCCAGGAGCCACAGGGGGCUAGGAGAGGACCUGCACACAGCUGGAGGGCCUCGUCAGUGGGCAACAGCCUACAGGACAGCAGGGGGAUCCAGGGAGCUCUGGCGGAGGCUGAGAUGAAGAGUUCAGGACCACAAAGCAUUCUGGGACAGAGGAGAGGCUGCUGGCUGGAGGCUGAGACCCAGAGAGAGGACACCAGCAGGGGCAGGAGGAGCAGGAAGAAACCGGCUAAAGGGCGUGCGGUGAGCCGGCUGCUGGAGAGCUUUGCGGCUGACGAAGGAUUCCGAUUGGACGAGGACAGUAGCUUCUCCGAGGGGGAGGAGGAAGACAUGGAGCAUACAUCUCACACACACAGAGCACCAGCACUGCUUAACUGUGUGCUGAGCAGGGAGAUGCUGGUGGAUGGUCUGAAGGUGUUGAUAUCUAAGGAGGAUGAGCUGCUGUAUGCUGCCCGACUACACACUCUGGACCUGCCUGACAUAUUCAGUGUAGUGAUCGAGGGGGAGAGGGGAAACAGACCUAGGAUCUACUCUCUAGAACAGCUAUUAGAGGAAGCGGUGUUGGAUGUGCGGCCGCAGACGGAAGCCAUCUUGACUGCCGGGAUGCGUGUUUGUGCCUACUGGAGCGAACGCUCCCGCUGCCUCUACCCUGGAUACGUCCACAGAGGGGGUCCGGGAGAGGAGGAGAAGGAGGGCAGUGUGAUGGUGGAGUUUGAUGAUGGAGACAGAGGAAGAAUCUCUCUGCCCAACAUACGCCUGCUGCCCCCAGGGUACCAGAUACACUGUGCGGAGCCAUCUCCAGCCCUGCUCUCACCUGGUCGUCGUGGUCGCAGAAGCUCCACCCAGGACAGUAGAGACAAGCCCACAGAGAGACCAACCAAUGGGGAGGCAGGAGGGAGGAGCCAGAAGCGGAGACCAGUAGGACGACCCAAAAAGGUCAAGCCAGGGGCCAAUAGUUCCACCACAACAUCAUCAGAGAGCGUAACCAGGGGUAACACUUCCUCGUUAAGCUGGCCAGCAAAGAGACUUCCAGCGGACUUCUUCCUGUUCAACGGGACGUCCCGUAAAACCCACCGAGUGGGUCGCCAGCAAGACCUGGGGGUGUUCCACCGCCCAGCCACACACCCCUUCGCCCCUCCCGCACCCCUCAAGGGCAUCUUCAGUUCCCCAUUCGAGAUCGACUCCUUCAGUAGCAUCGCCAAUGGUUACGCUGGAGCCUUCGGAACCGGAACCCACCGGCCUGUAACCACGGUUAUGCCUCUGGGGCUGAGGGACUCUGUCACCAUGCCAACAGUGCCCUCCAACAGGAAGUCGAGCGACAGGGACAGAAAACAGUUCCUGGUGAAGCUGGAUCACGAGGGCGUGACGUCGCCCAAAACCAAGAAUGGGAAAGCUCUGCUGCGUCUGGGGGGCGGCAGGGGGCACAAGGGUCCCUCUGCAGGGGUGGGGGGUGCACCCCUGAGGUACAUCCACUCUGCCCUGGUGGUGAAGGACAGAAAGAAAGGAGGAGGAGAGAGUGGAGUGUCCAGGUCUGAGCUGCUCCUGAAGGGGGCUCCAGCUCUCAUAAAGGGGCUCCCCUCAUCUGGUUUAGGAGGUCUGGGGGGAGAGUUUGGAGCUCUGGACUGUCCCAGCGACUGCCCCAGCUCUUACUCUGAGCUGGAUGAGGAUGAUGAUGAUGGAGAUGAAGACGUAGCUCGGAGGAGAGCAGCAGCGGCGGGCGCGGGACGUUUCCUCUCCCGUCUCUCCGUCUGCUCCUCCUCUUCCUCGUCUUCCUCCUCCUCUGGCUCCCUCUCUUCCUCCUCCCUCUGUUCUUCCGACAAUGACUCCUCCUACUCCUCAGAUGAAGAAGAGUCUUCAUCCCUCCUUCUCCACCGAGCACUGCUCCAGCAGCAGAAACACAAACACAGACAGAGCUUGACCUCUAACCCCUUAACCCCUGACCCCUCCCCUAACCCCGCCUCCUCAGCCUCGACCCAACCACACGCCUACGUUGCCAAGUCAGCCAUGGCCAUCACCGGAGGUUCAAAGGUGAGAGGAAGUGACAGAGGAGAGGACAGGAAGGAGUACACAUCAAAGGGGAGGACUAAUAAUAGCAGUAGCGCAGCCAAAAGCCAAACCAAGAGGAGAGAUGGACCUGGCUCCAAUACACACAUUGCGACUCCCAACACACACACUCUGACUCCCAACACACACACUUCGACCCCCAACACCCCGGCCUCUCAGCCCAACCCUCCCAAGGACCACCCAGCAGCCAAGAGGCAGAGGAUGUUGUCACCGGACCCCCAUCCCAAUAUGUCCGCCCUCCUGCCGGGUCACCAGCUGUGGAAGUGGUCUGGAAACCCCACGCAGAGGCGUGGUCUGAAGGGUAAGGCCCGUAAGUUGUUCUACAAGGCGAUCGUGCGUGGUGGUGAGACGGUGCGUGUGGGGGACUGUGCUGUGUUCCUGUCCCCCGGUCGGCCCCAGCUGCCCUACGUAGGGCGGGUGGAGAGCCUCUGGGAGUCCUGGUCCUCCAGCAUGGUGGUCAGGGUCAAGUGGUUCUACCAUCCUGAGGAGACACGCCUGGGGAAGAGGCACCACGACGGAAAGCAUGCCUUGUACCAGUCAAGCCACGAGGAUGAGAAUGACGUCCAGACCAUCUCCCACCGCUGUCAGGUGGUCAACCGUGCCGAGUACGAGCACCUGAUCCGCAGACGCAAGUCAGGGGGCGGAGCUCAGGACCUGUUCUACCUGGCCGGGACCUACGAACCAACCACAGGCCAGCUAGUCAGCGCCGAAGGCGUGGCCAUCGUCCCCUAGCAACAACUAUGGAGUGUAAACAAAACAAAGCCUUAAAGAUGGCUACCUCAUCUCAUAGAGCUGGACCGAGCAACUGGUGCUGGUGUCAGUGAAGCAUGGUUCUGUCCAGAACUAGAAGAGUCCGGAAAGGAGGAUCUUCAUUGGACUGGUUCUAGUUCCUGCUGGUUCUGGAUCUUGGUUCUUUGUCCUAUCUGGGUGUGGACGAUCCUAAACCCCAACAGGGAUAACAGCACUUUGGACCGCAGUGGAUUCUAUUAUCAGCACUGGAGUCAUCUGACCUGAAGAGGGACUUCAGUACUCUACUGACCUAAAACAAAGACAGACAGUGCCCACUCUACUCUCUGUCUCCAAUAGUUGUUCUACAGUCUGUCAUAGAGUCAAAGACUGUCAUAGACUGACUCUCAGGCAGUCUGACAGAGAAAGACUUCUGGAACUCUCACCGGUUGUUGCUGUAAGUGAGAAUAUGUUGUUUUCACUUCUCAGCCUAUAGACCUGGUUAAAUAAGGGUUAUAUAGAAUACAUGAAAGAGACUGGGAGAGAGAGAGAACAUAAGGAGAGGAGAGGAGAGCAGAGACUUUUCUCUCCCCAUACUGGGUUAAAUGGUCUUACUGGUGGCCACACUGGUCUGAUGAUAAAUGAACAACGGCAGGAUUGAGAAAUCCUAACAGGACCAAAAACACUGUAGUUCUGAAGUGUGUGUGUGUGCGUGAGUGUGUAUGAGAGAGAGUAUGUGUACGUUUGUGUGCUGAGUGCUUGUAAUGGAUGCAUUUGGUACUUGAAGAGCUCAGAGUAAAUAGUGCUUUAGCGUGUGUGUUUGAUUGUCUGUGCGUGCGUUGGUCUCUAGUCUAGACCUCACCAUGGAAAACCCUCGAUGUCUUUAACACUCAGAAAGUAAACCUACUAAACGUAAAUCUAUGAAUAUUAAUUAAUAUAUAGAUCGAUUUACUAACAGCUUCUUCUCUAGACUAAAAAAAAAAAGACAAAAAGGAAUGAUUAUUUCUCCAGUCAAGCCAUACACUUCAAUACCUCUCAUAUCCUCCUAUUCAGGUGCAUAGAUGUACAGCUGAAUUAUUUGUCUAUCUCUGUGUGUUGUACAGCAUUAUGUAUAAAGACGUUAUGAUUAAACUGUACAUAGUAUACAAAUAUAAUAUACAUGAAGAGAGAAUUAUAUUCCUCUUUGUUGCUCUUUAGGUUGUGUUAUUUUUUCAAAGACUUGAGUUUUCUUUGAGUUGUUCUUUUGGCUUAGGGAGGAGGAGGUUUUAUUCUUCUCUUCCUGCACUGAGUAUGUUGUGGGGAUGGGGUGGGAUGGGGUCCAUGAGGGGUAAAGCUGUAAAUAUGCUACAAGGGAUGGGUUCAAGUCCCAUUUUGGGGUUUAGGGUGGAUUUGGUGACGGGGAUGGAAUGGGAUGUUUUUAUAAGAAAAGUGGAAAAGGCUUUUUGUGUCCACAUUAUCAUUCGUCUGUUUUUGUAUAUUUUUCAUAUAGGUUUUUAUUGUGUCUAUUGUUAUGUGUUUAUUCUCCUGUGGGGGUUUAACAGAAAUAUAAAUACUGGACAGAAACUGAGUUUCUUCUAUUCGCUGAUCCUUAAGAUCUAGACUGGAGAGUUCUAGAUGUUCUAUAUCUAUAUUAUAUUCCUAGAGGAGAUCUAUGUAGGUAUUUAUCUGGCCUCAAAAAAACAAAAACAAAGCGCAUCUGUAUGUACGCUUGAUCACAUUAGAAUACAAUAUGAAGAAAUAUACAAAUAUGAAAAUAUUCAAUCUAAUCAAAAUUCCGGGAUCCUGCAAUCAUAUUGAAAUAAAAUAGUUGUGUUCCCUCAUACUUGUUGGCAUAGAACACGGCUUAAGGUUCACCUCCAUGUUGCCAGGGGAGCAACAUUUUCUUUCUGCACAUUGCCCGGCUCUUGCACUUGAAGGCUCCAUGACAACCGUAUAUGACAUCACAUGACUGUGAAGGACAAUCAGAGCCAAUCAAAAGAGGGUAAUAUAAAAAAUAACAAAAUAGAUCAAAUCAAAAUUGUGCUUAAUCUUGUUCCUGCAUUGCCAAAAAUGUCUCUUUCUGUUUUUAAUAUUUUUAUUUUUAUUUCGCCAUUGUCUUUUUCCUGACUGUUAUGCAAGCCUGGGAUGACUGUGUUUUCAGUGUUGGGGUUUUCACAAGGAAAACAUUCAUGCCUUUUCGUUUGCGACAUACGUCGACUUUUUUAAACAUUGUUGCUGUUACACUGCAAAGCAAAAGCUUUAAAAGAAAUAUAAUGUGAACAUCCAUGUUAUGUUACUUUUUGUAGGUCUUUAAACAAUUUUUUAAAAGCUGUAUUUUCUUAAAGAAACACUGGAUUCAGUUCUUAACAUCACAUUGGGUAAAGUGUCAUCAUCCUUGCGCAACCUGUUUUUGAGGCCCACUGGAAACAAUUUACUUUGUAGUGUUGAUAUAUACUUUGUGACAUUUGUCUCAGUCAUUGUUGGAAACAUGACUAAAAUAUUUCCCCUGUGUAAAAAACAAACAAAAAAGAAAAGUUAUUUAUCUUAAUUUUAUUGCCUUUGUGUUGCGUUUCAUUAAAAAAAAAUACUAAAAAUGA